AUGGAAUACGUGGGUCGACUAGGAAGUAUCUUUACUUCAGUCCAUAAUUUCUAUAAUGAAAUCAAUCCUGCCACUCUAUCAGGUGCCAUUGAUAUUGUUGUCGUGGAACAGGAAGAUGGCGAUUUGGCUUGUUCGCCGUUCCAUGUUCGAUUUGGCAAACUAUCCGUCUUGAUGCCACAGGAAAAGCGAGUCCAAAUCAAGGUCAACGGCCAAGUGGUGCCGUAUGUCAUGAAAGUAGGUGAAGCAGGGGAAGCAUUCUUUGUAUUUGAAACCGAACAUGAGGUGCCCGAAGAGUUUCAAACAUCUCCCAUUAUGGAAGCAGUACCUGAAAAAUUGCAAGAGGAUCCUCCCUAUCUUGAUAUUGGCGAAUCCAAAGACAAGCCAGAAGAGAAGCAAGAAACCACCACGACCGGCACUACCACAGCUCCAGCAGCAGACACAUUUGAAGACGAUGAUUCCCUCAAAAAGUUGCCAUUACCAGCCGAACUACAAUCGCCCAAAAUGAUCAUUGAAGAGCAAAUGGAUAAAGUUGUGACCAAGAUGGAUCCUUACAACACACACGACGAGCAUAUUGAGCUGCCAGAGCCUCAAAUCUACCCUGUGGAUGACGGCCAUAUCGUUGAAAGAGUGAUUCCUGAGGCCAUUACCACAACCACAGUCGCAAAGGAGAGAUUUAUUGUUCGUCCUGCAGGCGGUGAUUUGUACAACACGCUCAUGGAGGUCACGCAUACAUCCGUCAAUAAGGAAGACAGUAAAGGGGAUGAAUCCAUUGUGCUGGAUAUUGCUGGUUAUAAGACGGGUGGUGAUGAGUGGAGUGAAGACCAAGCGUUUGCUACACCUGGUGUGAAUGCUAACACAGAGGCAUUGGAAAAGGAGAUGACUCACUUGUUACUGGAUGAAAAUGGGGUGCAUUCACCUCCUGCUUUGGAUGGUUUGGAGCCUGCUGAUUUGGAUGUCAACAAACAAUCAGAGGAGAAGAAUAGAGGCGAGACGAGUUAUCAAACAGCAGAAGAUUCAAGCGUGGCAGAAGAGUCACCUCAAGCAGUAGUAGUGAAGGAAGAGGAGCCCAAAAAGAGCCUUUGGGGUUGGGGAAGUGCUAAACGCCAGGCUACCAAUGACUCGAUGGAUGCACCAUUAUCGACACCGCCCACACAACCUGCUGACACUGUACAAGAUCAUCUCGCACUACUGCCAGGCCAAAUCUAUCGCAUUGAAAUGAGUUUAUGUGGCUUCUCUGCAUUCGGUAAAGAUGAAAAGGAAAACGCCCAGGUUUUCGAUCAACACAAGGUCACCUACGACAAUUUCACACAUAACCCCAGCAUGCUGAAUGAUAAGCGACUGGUCUUUCGUUAUAGCAACCGAUACUAUGCAGCUGGACGCACAGGACCUUUAUUUACUUCCUUGUUGUUAUACAAGAAACCGCUGGAAGAAACGCCUCAAGAUGAAGAGGAGGCAGCAGAUAGUCGUGUAUCGUACUCUUAUGGCACAGGUUGGAGACAGUGGCUGAGUCGAUCAUCGGUAGCAGCAGCACCUCCCACAACGACGACGACGACGACGACCGGCAACACAGCAGACAGCAAGGACACCUCAACUACCACACAAUUAAAAGAGGAAACAGCAGCAGCAGCAGCAGCAGCAGCAGCAGCAGCACCCAAUCUAGCUACAAAGGAGGAGCAAGAAACCACCACCUUUACUACCACCACCACCACUACAUCCGUCGGAUGGUCUGCUGAUCAUGUCCAUCCAGGGCAAUCUGCUGAAGAGCAAGCACCACACAAGGUGUAUGCAAAGACCUUGCGUCUUACAUCCGACCAACUCAAGAGCCUUUGUCUCAAAAAGGGCGUCAACACCAUUUCUUUUUCCGUCUCCAGUGCUUAUCAAGGUACAGCCACCUGUGCAGCCAAGAUCUUUUACUGGGAUUAUGGAAUUCAAGUCGUGAUUUCAGACAUCGAUGGCACCAUUACCAAAUCAGAUACACUGGGUCAUGUCUUUACUAUGAUUGGCAAGGAUUGGACACACAUGGGUGUGGCCAAACUCUACACAGACAUUGCCAACAACGGAUACCACUUUUUGUACCUGACAAGUCGAGCCAUUGGACAAGCGGACUACACACGAGACUAUCUCAAGAAGGUGGCCCAAGACAAAUAUCAGCUACCCGACGGCCCUGUCAUCAUGUCGCCAGAUCGACUCUUUACGUCGCUGCAUCGCGAGGUAAUUAUGCGAAAACCAGAAGUGUUUAAGAUGGCCUGCUUGAGAGAUGUCCAGCGUUUGUUUGGUGGCAGAGAUCCGUUUUACGCAGGCUUUGGUAACCGUAUUACAGAUGCUAGAUCCUAUCGUAGCGUCAAUGUGCCUGCGUCUCGUAUUUUCACCAUUGAUCCGUACGGUGAUUUGAAGCUGGAAUUGUUGCUGGGCUUCAAGAGUUCGUAUAUCCAUCUCAAUGAUUUGGUGGAUCAGAUUUUCCCUCCUAUCAAUCGUGUGGUGGAUGAAGAGUUUAAUGACUGGAACUAUUGGAAAGCGCCUGUAGCAGACAUUGAUAUACCAGAGUUGGAUGUGCCAGUAGAGCCUGUCUCUCCAAAGCCCAAGCCCAUCAAGCCCGAUCCAUCUGCCUUACCUGCAAGCUCUGUGGUAGCUUCCACGUCUUCUUCUUCAGGACGUGGUCUCUUGCGUAGUUUUACAUCUCGAUCGGAUAGCAGCAGCAGCAGCAACAAUAGCAACAUCAGCCAUCGUAAGCUGCAGAGCAGUUCAAGCACGCCUACCUUGUUGAGCCGUAAAUUUUCUAUAUCAAGCAACACCAGUGGUGAUGAGAAUUUGGCAAAUGACAAUGAAGUGACAAGUGACCAAAAAGCAGGCAAUGCUGGAGGCACCACAACAACCGUGGAGGAUCUAAGUACAAGUCCAACCAAUUCCAUCAUGAACAAGAUCUUGAGCGUGGGUGGGGUUCGAUCUACUUUAUCAAGAACCUUCUUAUCCAGCGAUAAUAACAGCAGCAAUCAUACAAGUGGCACCACUACACCUCAACAAGCCAUUGAAGAAGAAAAGGCAGAGCAGCAGCAACAAGAAAAAGAAGAAGAAGAAGAAGAAGAGGAUAAACCCCUAACACAACAAGAACAAGAUCAUAUCGACCAAGAUGUCGAUGCAUUAUUAGACGAUGAUAUUGAUAUGGAUGAUAUCCCAUUCAUUUAA
Mucor velutinosus is the source of this 3183-nucleotide messenger RNA. RefSeq names its product mRNA 3' end processing factor (gene PCF11). Gene Ontology annotation, molecular function: phosphatidate phosphatase activity. Gene Ontology annotation, cellular component: nucleus. The coding region runs from base 1 to 3183 and encodes 1060 amino acids. Gene Ontology annotation, biological process: fatty acid catabolic process; triglyceride biosynthetic process. NCBI's taxonomy places the organism in Eukaryota, Fungi, Mucoromycota, Mucoromycetes, Mucorales, Mucoraceae. The transcript is spliced from 4 exons. The record is from RefSeq and is a predicted model, not a curated record.